This is a messenger RNA of Leptidea sinapis, 5259 nucleotides long. RefSeq lists its product as uncharacterized. Lineage: Eukaryota; Metazoa; Arthropoda; Insecta; Lepidoptera; Pieridae. The coding region runs from base 330 to 4559 and encodes 1409 amino acids. The record is from RefSeq and is a predicted model, not a curated record. The transcript is spliced from 11 exons.
UGCUUCGAAGCAGUCGUCCGCGCGUCAGUUAGAGCCCCCAAGGGCUGAACUGAAUAGAGCGUACCUGCAAUCUGCAGUAACCCUCAAAACGGUGCUGAAGUCCCCCCCGGGAUGCGCCGAAAUUUGUUUAUUGAUUUGCACAUUCAGAAAGUAGUUCGGUCAAGGUCAGGUGACUUUAUUGAGGAUCGCGAGCUCGCCAAGCAUCUCCAGCUCUUCGCGAGGCGCUGUUACUGCUGCGAGACGCGUGGCCGGAACCCAAACCACUCGCUGAUCGCUGGCAAGUGGAAAGCAGUGUUUGCAGUGAGGAUUCGCGAGAGGAAAGAGGCAACAUGUGGCGGGGGGAGGGUACGGCGAGACCGGCCGCCUCGCCGGGUCUUUUGAGACGCAGAUAUUCUGUUCCAGAGACCAUAAUGAGAAAGUAUCGAUUGGCUCAACAAAGGUCUGAUUCUGAUGAACGGCAAGAAAGUACUUCUCCAGCUUCGACAGCGCUCCGUGGAGUCUGUAAUUGCUGCAGUCGAGGACCUCGUCGUGAUCGCGAUCCAAUCAGGAAGUCAGCUCUUCUUAGGCUGUGGGGUCGGGCCGGAGCGUCACCCGUCCGAAAUUGCUGCUGCCAAAAUGGAACACGUUCUCUUGACGGAUCACAUUCAGAACUACGAGGCUCCCCUCGUUCAACGCCAAAACGACUUCGCUUGGACUCUUCCAGAGAUACUGACUCAAGUUUUAGAUUUCACAGAGCUUUGUCCCCUUACUUAGAACACACUAUUACACCAGUCUCAGAGAAGUUUACAACUAGUUCAACCUCUCAACAGCCUUCUGAGACAAUAACUGCUCAAAUUGAAUCUGAAUUUGAUAGUAAUACCCUGACUGAUAAACAACGUACUGCAUCCGACGAUUGCUCUAUUACUGAUUCAUCUGAUGCUCUCACAACCUCGUUUCCAACCAUGAAAAGGAUUGAAUAUAAUACAGGUCCAGCCUGUAGUCAGAUAAAUUCAUUAAGCAGCCAUAUUGAUGGACGAGUAAGCGAAAGAUCUAUCAGUGCUGAGAAUGAUGAAAGCAAUAUAUUACCCUAUGAUAAACCAUUAACUAUUGAGACUGACUAUGAUAUACUCGAAAUAGUAGUAUCUGAAACUCACAACCCUAAAUCAACACCAGCAGUGAUACAUGUUCCAGCAGAAAAAAAGUCCAAUCUUAUUAAAAAUGCUACAAAUAUUGAAAGAAAAAAGGACAAUGUUGACAUAGAUGAGUAUGUAUCAAACAUAUUAGUGGAGAGCCUUAAUUCACUUACAGAUCAAUUAGAGUCCAUGAAUGCUUCAAUGGGCUACGAUAAAAAAUUAAACAUCGUAGAAAAGGAAAUUAAAGUAAGGUUGCAAAAUACCGGUGUCAAUACAAUCGUACAUCUCAGUCCUACAUCUAAUAACCAAAUCAUAUUCGGAAAUGAAGAACUUUGUAAUAACGACUAUGGGUGUGAUGUGGAUAAUAAUCCCAGGGAAAAUAUCAGUGAUAAUGUACGUGAAAGUGCUUUAAGCAUUGAAACUAAUAACAAUAUCACAUCUGCUGAAAGCUUGAGAGAUAGUCACUGUAUUCAGAACCAAAAUUUACCAGAAAAUUGUGUAAAUGUUCCCAAUGACAAUAUUAAUAAAUCUAUUCUUAGCCAAAUUCAAAAACUAUUCCAAGAUGAAUUAAAAAAUAGUGAUUUAAUAAAAAGCAAUACAUCUCUCACUAAUAUAAACGGAGUAUCACACAUAGAAAUAUCAAAUGUAGACAUAUUUUUAAAUGACAGUCAACAUUCUCUCAACAACACUGAUACCAUUGAGAUUCAGACACAAAACUUUGAGGGUACACAAGUACUCGGUGGAGUGGGAACUGGCAAUUAUUUUGAAGAAACUGAAGAAAAAGCUCUUGUGCCACGGUUUUCGGCGUAUCCACAUAGCGACUCAAUGGAAGUUAAUACGUCAUCCUCAGAAGAUAUGGAAUUGUUAGGAUCAGAAUGUGGAAGUUUAGUUGACAGCCUUGAUGAUCCUAAUUCUCCGAGAUCCUUAUUACUUCGUAGGGCUUAUACCAAUAGUAAAAGAAGUGAAUUGGUGCGGUCUUCUAUAGAUGUUUUAGACCUUUUACCAGAAAAUGCUAGCCAAAAUUCUAAUUUGUCAUCAAGAGAAAAAGGUGAAGCGUUUUUCAUUCGAAUUAAAGAUAAUGAUCUUGACUGUGAAAAAGAAAACGUUGUGGUGGCGGAUCAUAUGCCCGAAACUAUAAAACAAAGGUUAUUAAAGAGACACAGAAAACGAGAACAACGGAUGGAAUCAGCCCGUCGUAAUAAAGUAAGACAGUUAAAGAACGACGUGAUUAAAAAUGAACGAGAACAUUCUUCAUACAAGACAAAAAAAGAAAUUGAAAAAGAGUGUUUUAAUAUUAUUAAUUCUUUAAUUAAUGAUGUAAUCGCAAAGAUUGCUCAAGACGAAUAUAAAUGUAUGCGUAUAAAGCAACGAAGUAAUAAAACAUUAGAAGGAAUAGAUGCAAAUUUGCCUCGAAAAGCUCAAAAGAAAGAAAGUGAAACAGCCAAAUUAAAUAAAAGGAAAACUAAAUUAUCCGAUGACAUUGAUAAACAACAUCGCAAAGCUGAGCGACACAUACGUGAAAAAUUUUGUCAACACGUUAAUUCCAUGCUAUCACCAGAGGAACAGAGAUCAAAAAGAAUUUAUCAGAAAUCUGAAAUACAUGAAGGAAAUAACUGCAUAGAAAUUCUUGAAAUACUGGAGUACGUGAAUAGUUCCCAAACGUCAUCGGAAACUACAAAUUCUGACGACAACCAUAGCAUACUACAAAGAAAUAAAAAGUCACGUAUUCCUGUUCCUGUUUAUGAAAGAAUACAAAAAAUUCGAGCGCCAAAGAUAAAAAACCAAGAAUUUCCUGCAGGUUCAUUGUUUCAACGCGACAAAUUUAGGAGAUCAAAUGAAAACAUGCCCGGAAAUUUUAUUGAUGAUUUCGAUGAGGGCAGUGAAGAUUCAAUUCAAGAACCACCCAUGCGCCGUGCUUCAGUGCCUUAUGAAUCUCGUGCUAGGUCAAACUCAAUGAGAUUUCAAAUACCAUUUGAUAUAAUACCAGAAGAAAAAAGUAGUCUUAGUUUGGAAUCUAACGACGACAUAUCAACCAAGCAUCAUGCCUCGGCACCUAGUUUAUCAGAAAGUUUGUCUAAUGGAUAUGACAAACAUUCGAGGGGUAAAGAAAAUGGACAACAGUCUAAAGAUAGAAAAUUUAGAAAUCUUAAAAAUGUUUCAACUUCUCCAAUGCCAGAGACUCACAGGGCGGCUACUCAGGUUAACGCGGCUGCAAUGACGUCACCCUUACGUAAAUCAGCAUCAACUAGUCCUAUUCGUACUUCACCUUUAGAAAGGUAUUGUUCCAAUGGACUGAACAAUACUGUAAGUCAACAGCGGCCGACUCAAAGAAGGGACAAGGAAGGUAUCGCGCGCACAUUCUCACACCCUUUGUCAGCCCACCGCACUGCUUCCACUAUUUACGUAGAUCAAACUGCUUUAACUUUAUUCAAAAUUCAUCAAACAUCAUAUUCAAAAAACGAUAAAUUAAAUAAAAAUAAUGAUAAGUACGCAAUCAGUUCGAGGGAUAGAAAAAAUUCUGUCACAACACAAUAUGAAGAGCAAAUUAAAAAAAACAUUGGUACAGGGACAGAAAUGCAAUCAGUUAACAGAAAAGGUAAUAAAAUCAAGGCCCAGAACUGCUUUAAAAAUAAACUUCCAACUGAAAUUGAUAUUAAAAAGAAAGUUAAAGAAAAGAACUGCAGAACACAUUCAAACGAUAUUGAUUACGAAGAAAUGAGGAGAGAAAGGCUUUCCACAACAAGAGAGAGAAAAUCCGAUCAAAGAAAUGUUGCAACUGAAAGAAGUAGAGAAGAUGACAGUACUAGCUCUAGUGAUUCUGGAGGAAGCCUACUCUGUUCAUUGGCUCCAGCUUGGCUAAGCGCAAGGAGGAGAAGACGUCGUGCCGCUACCCAUAGUAAUUCAGGAGAAUGGGCUGUGACUGUAGCUGGUUCCUGCGCAGCUGCGCUACCGAAUGAUGUCGAAAUGAGACUGCGUUUUCCUGAAGCGAGGGAACGGCUAAAACGUGCCGAGUUGCUCCACCACCCACCAUACGCCAGUGCCGUGGAAUGCGGUACUGAUUCAAGCAGAGUUUCUCACGCCAGGAGACCUGCGUUUGAAGAAGUGGACAGUCGCACAGGACGACUUACCCUCACUCUAAAGAAGGAAGCGUCAGAUUCUUCAUUGCUUGCGUCGAAAAGUGUGAAGAAAUCGAACGACCUACUGCCAGAUCUGGAAACGUACAGAGCAUCUCGCAGUAAAACAAAAAGCUCUAUGAAGACACGGCGGGGCUACUCCCUUCACUGCUGGCUUCCAGAAGACGAUCCUGCGAUAAGGCCACGUAACGGCUUAUCGGUAUUGGGCAGCGCAAUAGUCCCGGAGCAGAAACCACGCGUUCCAACAAUGAGUGAACGCGAUCUUACGAGGAUAUACUCGACGAGACGACGAUUUUCUUAUCUACGAGCUUGAAUUAUAAUCAUUACCCUUCUAUGAUAUCGAUACCUACAGCAACGGAGUGUUCGUUAAUGAAGGAGAACUUCGCAGUGUCGCGUAGACUCAAGGCACAGAGACAUUCCCAUGCUAAACGCAUCAUGUCGACGUCUAGCAUUCUAUAAACGCAGGCUUUGCGGGAAACUUUUUACCUUGCACAGCCACUUUGUGGGAGCAAUUACUGGCAGCAGUAUUCCUAAAGCGAUACAAUUUAGGGACCUUCGAGCUCAGAGCUUACCCCCUGAAAGGCCGGCAAUGCAUAUCUUUGUCACAUCCGAUCACGUGAGCCUCUUCCCUGAUUGCCCCCUCGUAUACCUCCUACGUCAUUAUACCAUUUUCACUGCUUAUAAAAAACUAUGAUCCUUGUUUCUGAAGUUUGAAUUAAUGAAGAUAUUCGGUCAUUGCCAGGUAGAAGGGCACUACAUAAAGUGGGCUUUCUCAAAUACUAGUCGUCUAAAUUUAAAUGUACAAUAUAUGUCAGUACCUACUUAAGGAAUGUGUCCCCAAUUUAAUUCCUGUUCUUUUAAAUACUAGCUAGGUUCAACCAGAAACAGCUUUAGUUAAAAAGGUUUAUUGUUUACAUUCGACUAACUCGUAGUCAGUGGUACAUACUAAAUGAUGCUUGAUUUAUUGUUUAAACAAUUAGUUUGAUGUGAUAUUCAAUUAUAUCUACUACGGA